Molecule: messenger RNA, 1830 nt
Organism: Cladocopium goreaui
Lineage: Eukaryota; Dinophyceae; Suessiales; Symbiodiniaceae
Source: the annotation of a GenBank genome assembly
AUGGCAGACACUCCAUCAACGAAGCGGAAGUUUCCGUCGGAGUGGUUUCAGGACAAGCUUGAGGCGAUACAAGAUGUGGAAAUGCCUGACAGUGCAAAAAAGGAUUUGGCAAGUGAAUUUUCCAAAUUUCCUGCUCACCAACUGGGCGAUUCCGAUCUCAACGACUUGGUUGGCCUUAUUCCAGCAGAAAUUUCACAUGCACGUAAGAUUGUAGCCAUGCACCUGAAACACCACAUUCGCAAAGAGCUGCAGGCUGAAGCAUCUGGUUCAACGACAGCAUUGCCGAAACCCACGGAGGCGGAGGUCGAACUGCCCGAGUUGGCGGCACUGGAGAUGAACAAACUUUUGGAUGUUUCAGGUUUCACGAAAUUGUUGGCAUCAAACACAGAGGCGACCCGACCCAUUUUCCUGCGCAAACAUUUGCUCGAUGUGCGCGAUGUGGCUGUGGAUGUUUUGUCCGCUCCGGUUCAAGAGGAUGCCAAGCGUUUGGUCUCCUUGGUGGGAUGUCCCGGAACUGGCAAGACGUGGUGCGGUUGGUUGGUUGCCCAUGCCUUACAGAACAAGGAAAAGAAGACACUGCAUGUCACCAUCAGAGGCAAGGAGGUGAUAGUGGUGUCCGAGUUCAAGAAGAAGAAGACGUAUGAAGUUGAUGAUUGGAAAUACAGCAUGUUGGGGCAAGUCCUGAACGAGAACCCGUGCGAUGUUUGCAUCAUUGAUGUGGGGGACAAGAACCCCACCGAAUCCAAUGACAUUUUUUGUGGCGUCCGCACCAUUUUGGAAAGCAGUGCUGACCCGAAGCCCUUCCCGAAUGUCAAGUUCAUGUGCUUGGUUUCUGGACACGCGCAGGAGAAUAUCAUAGGCAAAGACAGAAGCAUUGCUGCUCAGAAGCUUGUCUUGUGGAGUUGGUCCGAAGAUGAUUUUCAAUCUUAUUUUGAGGCAAGUCAGGGUAGUGCGAACCAGCUGAAAGAGCACACCUACAGGAUUUGCGGUGGUUCGGUUCGCUUGUGGUUCAAUCCCGCACUGGACGAGGCUAACAUUUCUGAUGACGUGAAGCAACUGGAAGAGCAAGAAAUGCAGAGAUUUCUGACACCAGAUCAUCGCCCCACCUCCAACACAAAUGGCCACCAGCACUCGCGACUGCUGGCUUUCUUCCGCAGUCCCAAGUCCAUGAAUGAGGGAAACGAUGACUUCACCAGUGGUGUUGGGUCUGCUUACAUCGUGCCACGCUCAGACUAUGUCAUUCGAAGCAUCAAGGCGCAUGAGAAGGGCAGUUUCUCUCAAUUCAAGAAGAUGUAUGAGAGGCUGUUGCCUCUGAACCCGGGCGCCGCAGGAACGCCGUUUGAGAUUCUCGUGCAUUACUUCUGGGAGGAGUGCAUCAACAAGAAGGACAACAUCCAGUUGAAGAUCACCGAUCAACACGGAUUGGAGAAGCGCACCAUCAUGGUGGACUGUUCCCUGUUGAAGCCCGUGGCUGAAUGUAAGCCUGUUGAGAGUUGGGACGACAAAGGCAAAGACGCUGUAGAUGCGAACCUGUUGGGGUAUUUUACUCCAAAAAACAAGAAGAAUUACCCCAGACUGGACAGCAUUUUGCGCUACAAGAGUGCUGAGCAGACAGAGGUUCUCGCAAUCCAGGUGAGCAUCGGGGCGACUCACCAGUAUGGAGACAAGCGCAAAAAUGCGCUGCUCGAAGCAGGAGGGAAGACAUCACUAGCAUUGUGGGAUCACCGCGACAAAGACAGGAAGUGUGUGUGGAAAAGCCACGAGUCCGAUGAUUGGGACUUGGUUUAUGUCCGCUGUAGAGAGUUCGAUGACAAGAUGAGGCAAAGUUGA